AAAAAAGAAUCGAUUAUUUUUGCCACCUGUCAAAAUAAACUUAACCUUACUUCCCUAAAUUUAUUAUUUAUUUAAUAUUAUUCUUACUAAAAAUUCAAUCUAUUAUACAUGGAUAUUAGUGCGUUUUCCAAUGACGACUUUGAUACGAAAGAAUGGGUUAACGAAAUUCUCAAGCAUUCCGAGAAAGCGCAAGACAGUAACUAUACGAUGUCUUUGGUAAUGAAACUUCAAUUAUAUGUUCAACAAGUAAAUAACGCUUUAGAAGAUACAAGUCAGCAAGUUCUGGCGUCUUUACCGAAAAUAUUAAGAGACGUUAAAAGCCUCCAACAAGAAGCGGUGUUAUUAAAAGAAAAAAUGGCAACCGUAAGAGCUGAAAUCGAGAAAAUAGAACACGAUACAGGUCAAUCUAUUUCGAAUAUAGAAAAACUUGAUUCGAUGCAAAAUAAAUUGAUUUUAGCUAAACAAGGGUUACACGAAAGCGACAAUUGGACCAUCCUUGUUAACGAUUUAGAGGAAGUUUUUGAUUCUAAAAACAUUGAAAAUAUAUCAAACAAAAUUUUAGGAAUGCAGAAUUCUUUAAAACUCCUAAUCAACUUGGAAGAUUAUGAAAAUAGACGUCUCCAGUUAGAAGAACUGAAAAAUCGUUUAGAAGCUAUAUCAAGUCCGGCUAUUGUACAAGCUUUCACUAUACACAACACAGAACAGUCUCAAAUGUUCGUACAAAUAUUUUCUUCAAUAGACCGACUACCUCAACUUUUAAAAUACUAUAAAAAAUGUCAAAAAGAUCUUUUAUUACAAAAUUGGUCGAACCAAUUAGAAAUUGAACAAGACGAAUCAACUAUUCAGUUAAUUCACAAUUAUUUCAAUCAUUUAUUAUCAAAUUGGCACACGCAGUAUCGUUGGUUCAAUCAAGUAUUCACAGGAUUAUCUGCUGUGCAAAACUUGAUAGAUAUUUACACGGACGUUUUAAAAUCUUUAAACCCAACUCUAAAUGAAUGCAUUGAUACUACGUUGAAACAAAUAUCAGUUGCCGAUAAAUUGGGGUUGUUAGGGGAAAUUAAACAAUCAACUGUACAAUUUAAUGAGAAUUUGAUGAGUAUUAUUGCCCAAACUGCACAAGUAAAACCCCAUCCUGACGAAUUGCUGGCUCUUAGAAAAUCGAUUUUCUCUCAUUUAAUACCCUACGUGAAUAAGUACGGUUCUUAUGAACAAGCUAAUUUAUUAAAAUAUCUCCCAACAUUGAAUUGUAUGAAAGAAGAACUUCCUGAUACUAUUCAGUCUUUGGGGCUCAGUAUACCUUCUGUUAUCGAUUAUUGUAGCGAAGCAAAGAGGAGAUGUAAAGAAAUUACCGAAAAUUGUGGUUAUUGCGGACUGUUGGUGGCUUUAAGGGCGUUUUUAUUGGGAUAUGCUGAUUUUUAUAGAGUGGCUCUUAGGCAGAUCGAUAGAAAUAAGCGAUCCGAAGAAGAUUGGAUGAUAUUCCAACUGUGUUUUUCCCUUCUCCAAAACACAGGUGAAGUAAUAUCUAAAUUGCAACAAUUCGAAAAAGAUCUAACGAACCAAAUACUAGAUUUAAAUCAAAAGGAAACCGUCAAUUUCAAAAUUUUGUUACUAAACGAAUCAGAUCUAAAAGAAUUCGAUUCACUAGUGAAAUGCGUUACCGAAGGUACAAGAUUAUCGUUAUUGGAUUCAGUUACAUCAGAAUUCGUUCGAUUAUCCGGAGACAUACACCACACGACUUACCAAGUUGUUUUCGCCCCGAUUUCCGUCCAUUUGGACGUCGUGCAAGCGCCAAAUACUUGGAACCAAUUCGAGGGAAGUACCAUGAACGAUUUACCGGAUUACAGCUUCGUACCACAAGAAUACAUAACGCAAAUAGGUCAGUAUUUAUUGAUCCUGCCGCAGCAUCUGGAACCGUUUCUAUUCAAGGAUAACCCGUUUUUGUCGUGCGCUCUGAAAUCCGCCGAUCAGGAAUACAACAACGCUCUCGAAGGUGAAAGGACUUUGGCACAAGUCUUUUUAACUAUAAUAGCGGACGGUACUUGCCAGUAUUUUAUUGAUAAGAUCCUUUCGAUAUGCGAGUUGAGUCCUGGGGCUAGUAGACAGUUGGCCCACGAUAUAAGUUAUCUUCAGAAUAUAUUCGAGGAAUUAGGUUUGUCCUUAUCGGAUAAUCUACAGCAGUUAUCGAUUUUAUUGAAGAUACCUGUGGAGCAGUAUCAGGCUCAAAGUAGCGGUUGUUCUGCUAGAUUGGUGGCCGCUGUGAGACAAAUGAGGAACAUAAAAUCGGCUAAUUGAUGAGAAAAAAAAAAUCGUUGUGUUGUCUGUGCUUCGGUAUUGUCUUCUGUUGCAUUUGAACUACCGGAAACUGUUAAAACGAAAAACCGUGUUAUUAAUUAGUGGUGAAAUGAAAGCUUCUGUUUUUAUAAAAAAUUUUAAUAAAUAAAAAAUCUACAUAAAAAUUUGGAAACGUCAAACGUAUAAUGAGGUAUGUCGCCGGGCGUUUUCGCAAUAAAAAAAAUUGCGAAAUUGCCUGCAACAUAAAUCAUUUCUUAAAUCAAAUAUAUUAUUACGGUUAAACCAGAUCGAUAAAUAUGAAUUCGUGAAAUCGAAUACGCUGUUCGUAAAAUGAGUGUUGGUACAUUUGAACUACUUUAAUAAAUCUAACGAUACCAAUUAAAUAACUGUAAAUUCGAUAUCGGUACGUUUGAACUACUUUACGUUGUGCCUAGGAGUUUCCAGUGAUGCUGGACAGAAAUUCGGUACAUUUGAACUAAUUUAUACUGUCCAAGAGUUUGUGUUAAUGCUGAGCGGUAUUAUUGCAAUAAAAUUGAAGCUUUCAACGAGAUAUCGAGGAGAAUUAUUAUUUGUUUUCGUUGGUACAGAAAUAAUUGAAAAAUAUCAUAGUUUGAGGGAAAAAUGAAGUUUGAAGAGAAUUAUUGUCGUCGUUAUAUUUGAACUACUUCAAGAAAUCUGACGAUACCAAUCGAAUAACUCUAAAUUUGAUAUCAAUACUUUGGUACAUUUGAACUACUUUAUGUCGGCCAGGAGUUUCUGUUGAUGCCGAACAAUUUGGUACAUUUGAACUAAUUCAAUAAAUCCGGCGAUACCAAUCUGGUUACAAAAAUUGAUACAUUCGAACUACUUUACAAAAAAAAUGUGGAUCAAAGUUUGAAGUGAAUUAUUCGUGUUGGUGCAUUUGAACUACUUUAAUGAAUUUGGCGAUGCUAAUAAAAUUACUCAAAAAUCUAAUUAUUUUAUUCAAUUUUUUACUUUUUAGAGUAUGUCUAUUUCUAAAAGAAAUUUCGGUUAAAAAAGGCCUAAAAUCAAGACAAAGUAGUAGUACAUUUGAACUACUUUAUUUUAUUUGGGAGUUUUCCUAACGAUACAGGUCAUUAAAGAUAAAUCCGUGUGAUUUUGUUGAAACAGAAAGAUAUUUUUACAAAAAAAAAAUUCAAAAAUAUUGUUAUAGUCCAUUCAUACUGUUUGGGCGAAGAAAUAUUCGAAAAUGAAACUAUGGAGAUAAUUUUUCUGGUUAAUACAAUUGAACUACUUCAAUGAAUCUCCCGAUAUCAAUCAAAAUACUCAGUAAUUUCUGAUAAUGUAACCAAACAUUGGUACAUUCGAACUACUUCGUUUUGUUUAAAAGGUUCUCUUGUUGAACAGCAUUUUUGCAGUAAAAUUGAAUCUUUGCUCUAUUUGUUGAAGCAAAAAGGCAUUUUCACAAAAAAAAUGUCAUUUGUACUGUUUGGGCGAAGAAAAAUUCGAAAGUUAUUUGAUACAUUAGAACUACUUCAAUAAAUCGGCCGAUAUCAAUCAAAUUACUCCAAAAUUUCAGACCCUUUUAUAUGUUUUUGUUAUUCAAAACAGAACUGUAAAAAAAUUGGUACAUUUGAACUACUGUAUUGCACUAGCGAUACCAAUAUAUGGGGUAUAAAAAAAAUUGGUACAUUUGAACUACUCAGUUGCAACCGGCGAUACAAAUAUAUGAGGUACAUGAGAAUUGGUACAUUUGAACUACUUCGUUUUGUUUAAAAGUUUCUCUUGACGUUGAACAGCAUUUUUGCAAAAACAUUGAAGCAUUCAACGAUACAGAUCAAUAAAGAGAAUCUUUGCUCUAUUUGUUGAAGCAAAAAGGCAUUUUCACAAAAAAAAAUGUCAUUUGUACUGUUUGGGCGACGAAAAAUUCGAAAAUUAUUUGAUGCAUUAGAACUACUUCAAUAAAUCGGCCGAUAUCAAUCAAAUUACUCCAAAUUUGAUAUCAAACUUUGGUACAUUUGAACUACUUCGUUUUGUCUAUGUCACAACAGGAUUUUUUCGAUAAAAAAUGACAUUGAUAAGAGACCUUCCGUAUAAUUAUUCUUAUUUUUCAGACGCUUUUAUAUGUUUUUGUUACAGAAAACAGAACUGUAAAAAAAAAAUUAAUUUGGUACAUUUGAACUACUGUAUUGCACUAGCGAUACCAAUAUAUGGGGUAUAUAAAAAAAAUUGGUACAUUUGAACUACUCAAUUGCAACCGGCGAUACACAUAUAUGAGAAUUGGUACAUUUGAACUACUCCAAUAAAAUUGAGUAAUUUUUCUUUAAGAAAGCUUGGAGCUUAAAUGGAACAACGAACAGCGUAUUAUUUCCACAAAACGAUUAUUCCAAACCUUAUUCCUCGAAAACUUGAUAAAAAAAAUCACAGGGUUUCACUGGGCGUUUGAUUUUAAAUCGAAAAUAAAAAUAUGUUAUUGGAUAAUUUCAUUUUCCCGAUUAAGAAAAAUUCGGGAAAAUUAAUACUGAAAUAAACAACACGUUCGACGCGUUACUUGAUCAACGAUUGCGAUAAGAGGAAGAAGAUUUAGUUAAUUACAAAUUUAUAGUACAAUCGAAAUAGUCGUUAAUACUGAAUUUAUAUACAUAUUAAAGAAUUUGGGGUCGUUUGUAUUUGUUUCCGGACAGUAUUUAAAAUAUGAGUGUCAAAGGCUCUACAAAAAUCAACAAAAGGUAAGUGUGGUAUUUUUUUUAUUUCAUAAACACGUAAUUGACAUUAACACCUAAUCCGAUGAUGCAAAUUCUACGUUUUUAUAGAAGAAAUACCAUAGCAAGAACAAGAAGAAGAUAAAGGACGCAAAAUAAUUCCCAUUGUCUGUUUUGUAUGGUGUUAAUGGUAUUUAUAUGACAAAAAACGUUCAUUAACACCUCAAGAAGGGAUAGAAAUUGUUUGAAUUCAUUGGAAAGUGUAAUAAUGAGGAUUUCUUGACCAGAUAUUAGCCUGGAAAGUACCAGCAGACUCCAAAUGACUAAUAGUUCGAUACCAUUAGGUGUUAAUGUCAUUUAUAUGAAAAAAAAGGGUCAUUAACACCUCGAGUUGAUGGAAAAGGAUGAAAAUUGAGAUUCCUUGAAGAAAUAUAAGCUGGAAAGCACUAGCAGACUCGAAAUAACUGAUAGUUUGAUUCUGUUAGGUGUUAAUGUCAUCUAUAUGACACAAAACAUUUAUUAACACCUCAAAAAGGGAUAGAAUAUUCACGAAUUCCUGGAAAAUAAACAAAUUGAAAGGAAGAAGAGACUAGAAAAUCAAAAAUCGAUCAUAGUUUGAUUCUAUUAGGUGUUAAUGUCAUUAAUAUGACCAAAAACACUCAUUAACACCUCAAAGAGUAGUAGAAAUUCGGUGAAUUCAUUGAAAACGAUAAAAAUUGGAAUUUCUUUAUAAAAUUGAAAUAAAAAGAGACCAACGGGCCUAAAAUGACUGAUAGUUUGAUAUUGGUAGGUGUUAAUGUCACCUAAAUAGCAAAAAACACUCAUUAACACCUCAAAAAUGGAUAGAAAUGCUUUGAAUUUAUAGAAAAGAACAAAAAUUAGUUUUUUUGACAUACUGGAUCCAUCGGCAGACUCAAAAUGCUUGACAAUUUAAUUUUGUAUAGUGUUAAUGUCAUUAAUAUGACCAAAAACACUCAUUAACACCCCAAAGAGUAGUAGAAAUUCGGUGAAUCCAUUGAAAACGAUAAAAAUUGGAAUUUCUUUAUAAAAUUGAAAUAAAAAGAGACCAACAGGCCUAAAAUGACUGAUAGUUUGAUAUUGGUAGGUGUUAAUGUCACAUAAAUAGCAAAAAACACUCAUUAACACCUCAAAAAUGGAUAGAAAUGCUUUGAAUUUAUAGAAAAGAACAAAAAUUAGUUUUUUUGACAUACUGGAUCCAUCGGCAGACUCAAAAUGCUUGACAGUUUAAUUUUUGUAUAGUGUUAAUGUCAUUAAUAUGACCAAAAACACUCAUUAACACCUCAAAGAGUAGUAGAAAUUCGGUGAAUUCAUUGAAAACGAUAAAAAUUAGAAUUUCUUGAUAAAAUUGAAAUAAAAAGAGACCAACGGGCCUAAAAUGACUGAUAGUUUGAUAUUGGUAGGUGUUAAUGUCACCUAAAUAGCAAAAAACACUCAUUAACACCUCAAAAAUGGAUAGAAAUGCUUUGAAUUUAUAGAAAAGAACAAAAAUUAGUUUUUUUGACAUACUGGAUCCAUCGGCAGACUCAAAAUGCUUGACAAUUUAAUUUUGUAUAGUGUUAAUGUCAUUAAUAUGACCAAAAACACUCAUUAACACCCCAAAGAGUAGUAGAAAUUCGGUGAAUCCAUUGAAAACGAUAAAAAUUGGAAUUUCUUUAUAAAAUUGAAAUAAAAAGAGACCAACAGGCCUAAAAUGAUUGAUAGUUUGAUAUUGGUAGGUGUUAAUGUCACCUAAAUAGCAAAAAACACUCAUUAACACCUCAAAAAUGGAUAGAAAUGCUUUGAAUUUAUAGAAAAGAACGAAAAUUAGUUUUUUUGACAUACUGGAUCCAUCGGCAGACUCAAAAUGCUUGACAGUUUAAUUUUUGUAUAGUGUUAAUGUCAUUAAUAUGACCAAAAACACUCAUUAACACCUCAAAGAGUAGUAGAAAUUCGGUGAAUUCAUUGAAAACGAUAAAAAUUGGAAUUUCUUUAUAAAAUUGAAAUGAGAAGAGACCAACAGACUUAAAAUGACUGAUAGCUUGAUAUUGGUAGGUGUUAAUGUCACCUAAAUAGCAAAAAACACUCAUUAACACCUCAAAAAUGGAUAGAAAUGCUUUGAAUUUAUAGAAAAGAACGAAAAUUAGUUUUUUUGACAUACUGGAUCCAUCGGCAGACUCAAAAUGCUUGACAGUUUAAUUUUUGUAUAGUGUUAAUGUCAUUAAUAUGACCAAAAACACUCAUUAACACCUCAAAGAGUAGUAGAAAUUCGGUGAAUUCAUUGAAAACGAUAAAAAUUGGAAUUUCUUUAUAAAAUUGAAAUAAAAAGAGACCAACAGACUUAAAAUGACUGAUAGCUUGAUAUUGGUAGGUGUUAAUGUCACCUAAAUAGCAAAAAACACUCAUUAACACCUCAAAAAUGGAUAGAAAUGCUUUGAAUUUAUAGAAAAGAACAAAAAUUAGUUUUUUUGACAUACUGGAUCCAUCGGCAGACUCAAAAUGCUUGACAAUUUAAUUUUGUAUAGUGUUAAUGUCAUUAAUAUGACCAAAAACACUCAUUAACACCUCAAAGAGUAGUAGAAAUUCGGUGAAUUCAUUGAAAACGAUAAAAAUUAGAAUUUCUUGAUAAAAUUGAAAUAAAAAGAGACCAACGGGCCUAAAAUGACUGAUAGCUUGAUAUUGGUAGGUGUUAAUGUCAUCUAUAUGACAAAAAAGGGUGAUUAACAUCUCAAAAAGGGAUAGAAUUCGUUGAAUCCAUUGAAAAGGAUAAGGAUCAAGUUUAUUCUUUAAAAAAAAAAGGACAUAGGAAGAAACUAUCGGAAUCAAAAUGACAGAUUAGGUGUUAAUGUCAUUCAUAUGACAAAAAACUCUCAUUAACACCUCAAAUAGGGGUAAAAGGAGCCGUAAACUGGAUUUUACUUAAAAAAAUUGAUAAAUCUCGUUAAAAAUAUACCGAAUAAAAGAUAUUUUUAAAAAAAAUAACGCAUCCAUAUUCUAAAAAUUAACAAAAAUCGACGGAUUUCGAUGAACCGACUAUAAUUGUACCAUAAAACUCAUUUUUUUU
Molecule: messenger RNA, 8016 nt
Organism: Diorhabda sublineata
Lineage: Eukaryota; Metazoa; Arthropoda; Insecta; Coleoptera; Chrysomelidae
Gene: Cog7
Product: conserved oligomeric Golgi complex subunit 7
Exons: 8
Coding region: 109-2292 (727 amino acids)
Biological process (GO): intracellular protein transport; Golgi organization; retrograde vesicle-mediated transport, Golgi to endoplasmic reticulum
Cellular component (GO): COG complex
Source: RefSeq, a predicted model, not a curated record